Messenger RNA from Fukomys damarensis (Damara mole-rat), 2630 nucleotides. RefSeq names its product PRAME family member 6-like. The transcript has 9 exons. Bases 27 to 2630 code for a protein of 867 amino acids. NCBI's taxonomy places the organism in Eukaryota, Metazoa, Chordata, Mammalia, Rodentia, Bathyergidae. Gene Ontology annotation, cellular component: cytoplasm. The record is from RefSeq and is a predicted model, not a curated record.
ACCCUUGGCCUUGCAGACUCACCAGGAUGAGCACCGACUCUCCACCCACACUACUGAAACUGGCAGUGCAGAGCUUGCUGAGGGACGAGGACUUGGCCAUGGGGGCUGUGGAGGAUUUGCCAGGGGAGCUCUUCCCCCCAGUGUUCAUGGAGGCCUUCACCAGGGGUCACACUGAGGUCCUGAAGGCCAUGGUGCUGUCCUGGCCCUUUCCCUACCUGCCCCUCGGAGCACUGAUGAGCAUGAGGAGACCACAGACUUCCGACGCCGAGGUGGAUAUCGUCCAGGUGCAGGAGAGGAUGUUACAAGCUGUGCUGGAUGGGCUCGAUGUGCUGCUGAGCCAGAAGAUUUGCUCCAGGAGGUUGAAACUGCAAGUGUUAGAUAUGGUGGACACGCACCAAAAGUUCUGCAGAGUCUGGGCUGGACACAGAUUGGAAGCCUGCUCCUCAGAGGACAUGAAGAGGAGAAACACAGGGAAAAGUGACACAAGGGCGGCAGAAAAGCGACUCCUCAGGGUGGUUGUGGACUUGAGUCUUGGUCAGACAUUUCAGUCUCCAUUCCAGUCCUACCUCCUCGAGUGGAUCCAAAAGAGGAAAGAUCUGGUGCAGCUGGAUUGUACGAAGCUAAGCAUAUGGAAUCUGCCUCCUUCCUGGAAGGCCACCUGGACCAGUUGUUCAGCCACGCUGACCACCCUGCACUUGCAGGCCUGCGGGAUCACGGAUGCCCAGGUCCAUGCCUUUCUGCCCGCCUUGGGCCGCUGCUCCCAGCUCACUACCUUCAGCUACAUGAGGAACUGCAUGUCCAUAGCCACCUUGGAGAGCCUGCUGUGCCACACUGCCAGGCUAAGCAGCUUAAGCCUAGAAAUGUAUUCUGCUCCUGAAGACGUUUGUUUCUCGGGAGGGAUGAGUACGCAGAGCCCACGGACUCUGUAUGAGCUGACCAAGCAGAGCCUGCUGAGCAGUAAGACCCUAGCCAGUGCCGCUCUGCAUGACCUGCCCACCCUGAUCUUCCAUGAACUCUUCGUGGAGGCCUUCCUGGGGGAGUGCAAUGAAGUCCUGAAGGCGAUGGUGCAGGCCUGGCCUUUCCCCUGCCUCCCUUUGAGGACCCUGAUGGACUUGAGGCAACCAAAGACUCUACAGAGAAUCACACUGCAACAGAGAAACCUGCAGACCUUGGAAGCCCUACUGGAUGGCCUGGACAUGCAGCUGUCCCAGACGGUUCACCACAGCAGGUGGAGACUGAAGGUGCUGGAUUGGAGGGACGUACACCGGGACUUCUGGACCGCAGGGCCCAGAGUUGUGAGUGCUGCCCUCUCAGAUCAUGCCAGAAAUAAUGAAACAGACAAGCCUGGGCUGAGGAAAAAGCCAACCUUGAGAAUAUUGGCACACCUUUGUUUUGAAGCUUGGAGUGCCUCUUGUGCCAUUCAUGAUGAAUUAGAAUUUUGCCUCCUGAGUUGGGCCUGGAAGAGACGAGCUUCAGUACAUCUGUGCUGUGAAAAGGUCAUGAUCAAGUCCAAAGUUGUCUCUACCAUCCUGAAGCUGCUGUGUGCUGUGCAACUGGACUCUAUCCAGGAGCUGGACUUGUUAAGUGACUGGGGUUUGAAAAGCAUGGUGGCACUUGUUCCUCAGCUCAGGAAGAUGACGAACCUCCGCACAAUUCACUUGAGUGGCCUGAGUCCAGAAUUGUUCACUUUGCUCUGGGAAAACAAGUGGCACUCCUGCAUCUAUGGUUUUCACUUAGAAGAGCUGCAAAAGCUCCGGGAUCUUCACAUAGAUGACGUGUUCUUCCUGAAAGGAGCGCUGCAUAAGAUCUUCAGGAGUCAGAACCCCUUGGAGGCCCUCUCCUUGAGUUCGAGUCCACUGCAGGAAUCUGACCUAAAUCAUCUGAUCCAAUGUCCCACCACAAGCCAGCUGAAGUCCCUGAGUCUGAGGAAUAUCUCAGUGAAAUCAUUCAACUUGGAGACUCUCCGGGCUCUGCUAGACAAAUUGUCCGGCACCCUGGAGACCCUGGUCCUAGAGCGCUGUGGCUUCACAGACUCCCACAUCCUUGCCAUCUUGCCCACCCUGCGUCGCUGCUCACAGCUCAAGACCUUCAGUUGCUAUGGGAACCCCAUUUCCCUGCACACCCUUCGGGUCCUGCUGCAGGAGUCUGCCAGUCUCAGUCAGUUAACCCACGGGCUGUAUCCUGCCCCACUAGAGAGCUAUGAGUCCAAGAAUCCAGCAAAGUUUGUGCACUAUGAAAAAUUUCCCUGGGUCUGUGCUCAACUGGCUCAGGUGCUCUCUGACAGUAUACGCCAGGGCUUUGACACAUCUGCCGGUGUCCCGCCACAGUUUCUCAAGAUUUCUCUCCCAUGUAGGCUGUCAGAGUUGCCCGUUUGUCACACCGAAGCACCUGUGAGAAAGAAGCUCUGCCCGUUUUCUUACUCCUCCCCCUUUCUAGCAGGUGAGGAAAUGUUAAUUCUUGCGGAACUGAUUGUCACCCAUGAAAUGUCCCUGUCAGAGGAAACUGACUCUGGAAGAAAAGGGCUCUUAGUUGAGUCUCCUGUGGUGACGGAAUCACUGGCCUCUCAGCUUCAUGUUGUUCUGACCAACGCCCCCAAGAGCUCAGAGCUUCUUAUUUUUGCUGUUGCUUAG